Messenger RNA from Symphalangus syndactylus (siamang), 6777 nucleotides. It is a transcript of the gene DGKD, whose product is annotated as diacylglycerol kinase delta. Gene Ontology annotation, cellular component: plasma membrane. The record is from RefSeq and is a predicted model, not a curated record. Gene Ontology annotation, molecular function: ATP-dependent diacylglycerol kinase activity; protein heterodimerization activity; protein homodimerization activity. NCBI's taxonomy places the organism in Eukaryota, Metazoa, Chordata, Mammalia, Primates, Hylobatidae. Gene Ontology annotation, biological process: phospholipase C-activating G protein-coupled receptor signaling pathway.
UUCUCCUAAAACAAUAGCUGCUAUACCAGCUGUUCUGGUUGAGGAGGAGUGAUGGGUAGACUGUUAAAAAUACACCCCGAGGACUUAGAGUUUCUGAAUACAGUCACAUCUGCUGUACAGAUAGCUUAAGGCUGAUUUUUCUUCUGAGUUGUUAAGAGAUUGUCAGAAUGUGGGAAUGCGAGGUUGACUGUAUGUAAUAGCUCCAUUUUUUUUCCCAGCAGAUAAGCCAUUCACAAAAUUCCUCUGCUAUCUAUGGUACAUAAUAGAAACAUCAAAAAUGGGGUAGCAGUCUGAAUCUAAAAAGAAAAACAGAACUCACCUUAAGUAUUUAGAACAGAAGGAAUGUAAUCUAGGGGAGUGGUCACACAGGUGAUGGGAGAACUGAGAAUGCAGGCUGCAAUGAGGCAAGCCGGAGAUGAGGCAACAAGCAGGAAACUGCUGCCACCCCUAAGUUGGAGGGUGAAGGAAGGAGAUGGCAUUUCAGACUACAGGGACAGCUGUCACCCACCAAAAACUGGGGUCACAAGGGGUCCAUCUGGCAGUGGCUGGAGCCUUGCAAGGGCACAGCUGCUGCUGCAGAUGUACUGUUCCCCUCCUGCCUGGGAAACCUGGCCUUGCUGGGGUCACCUCCUCCACAACUUGGACUGGAGCAGAAGGACAAAGAAUGGAUCUGAGGACAAGCUGGCCCAGGACCAAAACUACCAUCAUCAAAGAGGGGAUGCUGACCAAACAGAACAAUUCAUUCCAGCGAUCAAAAAGGAGAUACUUUAAGCUUCGAGGGCGAACGCUUUACUAUGCCAAAACGGCAAAGUCAAUCAUAUUUGAUGAGGUGGAUCUGACAGAUGCCAGCGUGGCUGAAUCCAGUACCAAAAAUGUCAACAACAGUUUUACGGUCAUAACUCCAUGCAGGAAGCUCAUCUUGUGUGCUGAUAACAGAAAAGAAAUGGAAGAUUGGAUUGCAGCAUUAAAGACUGUGCAGAACAGGGAGCACUUUGAGCCCACCCAGUACAGCAUGGACCACUUCUCAGGGAUGCACAAUUGGUACGCCUGUUCCCACGCGAGGCCGACCUACUGCAAUGUGUGCCGUGAGGCUCUGUCUGGGGUCACGUCGCACGGGCUGUCCUGCGAGGUGUGCAAAUUUAAGGCCCACAAGCGCUGUGCUGUGCGUGCAACCAAUAACUGCAAGUGGACCACACUGGCCUCGAUCGGGAAGGACAUCAUUGAAGAUGCAGAUGGGAUCGCAAUGCCCCACCAGUGGUUGGAAGGAAACCUACCUGUGAGCGCCAAGUGCACUGUGUGCGACAAGACCUGUGGCAGUGUGCUGCGCCUGCAGGACUGGCGCUGCCUCUGGUGCAAGGCCAUGGUUCACACAUCGUGUAAAGAAUCCUUGCUGACCAAGUGCCCACUUGGCCUGUGUAAAGUGUCAGUCAUCCCACCCACGGCUCUCAACAGCAUCGACUCCGAUGGGUUCUGGAAGGCGAGCUGUCCUCCGUCUUGCACAAGCCCACUGUUGGUCUUCGUCAAUUCAAAAAGUGGGGACAACCAGGGUGUGAAGUUCCUCAGAAGAUUCAAACAGCUGCUAAACCCCGCCCAGGUCUUCGACCUCAUGAACGGAGGCCCACACCUCGGCUUACGGUUAUUCCAGAAGUUUGACACGUUCCGGAUUCUGGUUUGUGGUGGGGAUGGAAGUGUUGGCUGGGUCCUCUCCGAAAUCGACAGCCUCAACCUUCAUAAACAGUGUCAGCUGGGAGUGCUGCCGCUCGGCACAGGGAACGACUUGGCCCGAGUGCUGGGCUGGGGCUCAGCCUGCGAUGACGACACCCAGCUCCCCCAGAUCUUGGAGAAGUUGGAGAGAGCCAGCACCAAGAUGCUGGACAGGUGGAGCGUCAUGGCAUACGAGGCCAAGCUCCCCCGGCAGGCCUCCUCCUCCACCGUCACCGAAGACUUCAGCGAGGAUUCCGAGGUUCAGCAAAUUCUCUUCUAUGAAGACUCGGUUGCAGCCCACCUUUCUAAAAUCCUCACCUCGGACCAGCACUCGGUGGUCAUCUCCUCGGCCAAAGUGCUCUGUGAGACGGUGAAGGACUUCGUGGCCCGGGUGGGGAAGGCCUAUGAGAAGACGACCGAGAGCUCGGAGGAGUCAGAGGUCAUGGCCAAGAAGUGCUCUGUCCUGAAAGAGAAGCUGGAUUCCCUUCUCAAGACCUUGGAUGAUGAGUCACAGGCCUCGUCCUCUCUGCCUAACCCGCCCCCCACCAUUGCUGAGGAGGCUGAAGAUGGAGAUGGGUCGGGCAGCGUCUGCAGCUCCAUGGGGGACCGCUUGGUGGCAUCAGCUUGCCCGGCCCGGCCGCAGAUAUUCCGGCCUCGAGAACAGCUCAUGCUGAGAGCCAACAGCCUGAAGAAAGCGAUUCGUCAGAUCAUAGAGCACACAGAGAAAGCUGUCGAUGAGCAGAAUGCCCAGACCCAGGAGCAGGAGGGCUUCGUGCUGGGCCUGUCUGAGUCAGAGGAGAAGAUGGACCACAGAGUGUGCCCACCACUGUCCCACAGCGAGAGCUUCGGGGUCCCCAAGGGGAGGAGCCAGCGCAAAGUGUCGAAAUCUCCAUGUGAAAAGCUGAUCAGCAAAGGAAGUCUGUCCCUGGGCAGUUCUGCUUCCCUUCCACCCCAGCCAGGAAGCCGGGACGGCCUGCCUGCACUCAACACCAAGAUCCUGUACCCAAAUGUCCGGGCUGGAAUGUCUGGUUCCUUACCUGGUGGCUCAGUCAUCAGUCGCCUGUUAAUUAAUGCUGAUCCCUUCAACUCUGAACCAGAAACCCUAGAGUAUUACACGGAGAAAUGUGUCAUGAACAACUAUUUUGGCAUCGGCCUGGAUGCGAAGAUAUCCCUGGACUUUAACAACAAGCGCGAUGAGCACCCAGAGAAGUGCAGGAGCCGAACCAAGAACAUGAUGUGGUAUGGAGUUCUUGGAACCAAAGAGUUGCUGCACAGAACCUACAAGAACCUGGAGCAAAAGGUCUUGCUGGAGUGUGACGGGCGACCCAUCCCACUCCCCAGUCUUCAGGGAAUUGCUGUCCUUAACAUUCCCAGCUAUGCCGGAGGAACCAACUUCUGGGGGGGGACCAAGGAAGAUGAUACUUUCACAGCUCCGUCAUUCGAUGACAAGAUUCUGGAGGUGGUCGCCGUGUUCGGCAGCAUGCAGAUGGCCGUCUCUCGAGUCAUCAGGCUGCAGCAUCAUCGGAUCGCCCAGUGUCGCACGGUGAAGAUCUCCAUCCUUGGGGAUGAGGGCGUGCCUGUGCAGGUGGAUGGAGAGGCCUGGGUCCAGCCGCCAGGGUAUAUUCGGAUUGUCCACAAGAACCGGGCACAGACACUGACCAGAGACAGGGCAUUUGAGAGCACCCUGAAGUCCUGGGAAGACAAGCAGAAGUGCGAGCUGCCCCGCCCUCCAUCCUGUUCCCUGCACCCGGAGAUGCUGUCGGAGGAGGAGGCCACCCAGAUGGACCAGUUUGGGCAGGCGGCAGGGGUCCUCAUUCACAGUAUCCGAGAAAUAGCUCAAUCUCAUCGGGACAUGGAGCAGGAACUGGCCCACGCCGUCAAUGCCAGCUCCAAGUCCAUGGACCGUGUGUAUGGCAAGCCCAGAACCACAGAGGGGCUCAACUGCAGCUUCGUCUUGGAAAUGGUGAAUAACUUCAGAGCUCUGCGCAGUGAGACGGAGCUGCUGCUGUCUGGGAAGAUGGCCCUGCAGCUGGACCCCCCUCAGAAGGAGCAGCUGGGGAAUGCUCUUGCUGAGAUGGACCGACAGCUCAGGAGGCUGGCGGACACGCCUUGGCUCUGCCAGUCCGCAGAGCCCGGCGAUGAAGAGAGUGUGAUGCUGGAUCUUGCCAAGCGCAGUCGCAGUGGUAAAUUCCGCCUCGUGACCAAGUUUAAAAAGGAGAAAAACAACAAGAACAAAGAAGCUCACAGUAGCCUGGGAGCCCCGGUUCACCUCUGGGGGACAGAGGAGGUUGCUGCCUGGCUGGAGCACCUCAGUCUCUGUGAGUAUAAGGACAUCUUCACACGGCACGACAUCCGGGGCUCUGAGCUCCUGCACCUGGAGCGGAGGGACCUCAAGGACCUGGGCGUGACCAAGGUGGGCCACAUGAAGAGGAUCCUGUGUGGCAUCAAGGAGCUGAGCCGCAGCGUCCCCGCCGCCGAGGCCUAGCCUCUGUCCUCUCAGCCUGCGGCCUCCACAUCCCCGCCACCGAGGCCUAGCCUCCGCCCUCUCAGCCUGUGGCCUCUGCGCCUCCUGCCACUGAGGCCCUGGGCGGAUGCUGCAGCCCGCCCCCUUCUCAUGGUGCUACUUCUGCUGUCAGCUACAGAAAGCCUCCGUGACACCGUCCACCAGAGCUCUGGGGUCUCGAACAUAACAACACAGCUACCUUUGAAACAACACCUUCUCCAGCUCAGAGUCACCUGGGGCACAUGUGUCACGGCCACUCAGCUCUCGCCCACCUGUGCUGUGGGCCAGGGAAUCCAGCAGCAUCUGGCCUCCUGGGCACUGCUUGCCUGGCCUCGUGCUUGGAUUGUCCCGGGGGCUCCUCUCCGUGUGUCCUUCUGUGGCUGCACCGUGUGGCUCUGCCUCCUGGCCCCCGGCCAGUUGUCAGAAAUGUGGCUGGGGCCCAGCCACCCUGUGGCUUCACAGCAGCCUGCAAGGGCCCCUGUUUGUUGAUGCAGCUCUUGUUGAACAAAACUCAUGCUCUUUCCUGCUUUGAAAGUAGCAUGGAUGUUUCCAGUCUUGUUGGUUGUAAUUUGACGUGAAGAGAAAAAAAAAAUUCCUCCUGCGUGAGCCAAGGCAGCGGGUGCUGUUUCCCAGGCGGGGAGCCCCUCCCUGGGUGUCACAGGGCCUGUGCUCCUCCCUCCUCCAUCCUCCCUCCCGCUCCUCCCUCCCCCACUGUGGGCUGGGGACGCCUGCCCUUCCGUCUCUGGAUGCUCUAGGCCUUGAGUUCAGCUUGGGGCUGUGAGCGAGGCAGCUCGCCAGCUGCAUCCCUGCAGACAGAGGAUGUGUGUCCACAUGAGUUCAGUGUUUCUGUGUGGGAAAUGCUUCCUGGCUCUGGGAAACUUUCUGCCCAUUCCGUGGUUCCCAGGGCGCGUGGCCCUGGUAGGCAGGGGUAGUUUGACCUCUUCAGCCCGUCCGGUGGCCUGGAGGCCGGAGGCUCUCCUGUGUGUCUCUGCCACUGCAGUGGCUUCUUGUUGCCUGCUGCCGGGUGUGAUGUCGCUGGAGGUGCUGGCAGGGACUCUGAUUUGAUGGUCCGCGCUCCUGCCCUGCCUCUGUCCUGGCUCUGAACUAGUAGAUGAUGGUGCCAGAGGGCAGGGAGCUCCCCUGGGGAGAUGGCUGUGCCCCGUAGGGACAGUCCCCAGGUGGAGGAUGCCCCUGGUCCUCCAGGGCACUGACUUUGCCCUUUUUUCCGCUUGAUAGUCAUGGCUCAGAGGUGCUUGUAAAUGUCUUGGGAAGAGGUUUCUGUAACCCCUGCCCUGGUGUGAGGAGGAAAUGGCUCUGGCCUGGCUGCCUGGCCGUGGCUUCUCUUUGGCUCCCAAAGAGAAGGCCAGUGUUGGGAGUGUCUGCCGUCGCCGUCGCGGUCCUUUAGUCAGCGUCACUCUAUCUGAUGUGCGGAAGCUGGGCUGCACCUGCAGGGGGGGCAUAGACAGGGCUGGGUCUGCAGCAGCCCCUAGUCCUGAGCAGGUGGCAGUGAACAGCCCUGGCCCACCUCCCACUCACAGCCCCUCUGUCCCCUCUGCAGCGUGCCUGGGUGGGUGCCUCGGCGUGCCUUGGGGUGCUCCCCUCUCAUGGUCAUUCUGGGCCGAGGCCCUUGGAGUGUGGAGGCUGAGCCAGGCCUUGGGUUUCCCCAGCGCAGCCUCCUGUCUCUGCAUGCGGCGUCCCGGGAUUUUUGGUUGAAAGACUCUCCCAUGCUCUGCUGGGGGACUUAGCUGCCUCACUGGACGUGAUGUGGGUGGAAGGUGGUUGUAUGUCACCUUUUCCACCUCUCAUUGUUUUCCUCAGAACCUUUUAGAUGGGGGUGGGCAGAGGGGAAAUGAGCCGGCCACAGCAGCUGCUUAGUUUCCCAGGUGGACCGGGCUAACACAGGAGAUGAUGGGAACCUCCCUGCAUGACCCCUGGCCCUGCUAGCCUGGCGGUGUGGGCAUCCUGGCACUCUUAGGGUCCCAGGACAAGCCCCAGGCAAGCUGGAACUCGGGUGAGGAGGGGACAUGAGGAGGAUAAACAGCUGACUGUGGCUUCAAGGACAUCAGGGCCACCCCAAGUCCUCAGUGUCCUACUCCUGGCAGGGAGUUGGGUUUGGAUCAAAAGUGUUUAAAAUUAAUAUGUUGUCAGUGAUUAAAACAACACUGUUUACAUAAAAACCAUUUUUCUAAUUCUAACAAGUUAGAAGUGAGGAAGGAAUGAACACGAGUGUCUAGGAACCUGCCCUUUGGUGCUGGGCUGGCGUCCCGCACUGGGGUGUCCUCGCUGUCUGGGGGCUGCUCUGCUGCCCCGGCCCAGGUCCCAUUGUGGUGUUGCCAGACGGGCCUCACGGUCUGCUGUGCAGAGAGAGGCAGGAAGGAUCCCUGAAGAGUCUUGGAGAAAAGGUUCUGUGCCCUCAGGUGGGGCUUACCCCCUCGUAUUUAUAAUCUUAAUUUAUAUAGUGACCACCGUGGAAACAAAUGCCUCUUGUAUUGUUAUGUACAUAGUCCAUACCUGAGUGCUGUACAUAAGUUGUUCUGUGUAUAAAUAAAACAAGCCUGUUUUUGAUCUUC